AUGGUGGAGCGUAGCUGCAGGGGCACUUGGGCAAGAAGGGCGGUUCUUGCCGCAGGUGGUCCCUCGGGUGCAGCGCAGGUACUAUGAUUCACCACUUUUAGACCUGACAGACUGAUAGCUUUUACGAGGACAAAGUGCCAGUUCAUCUUUUCUGCUGACGAACAUAUCUUGUUUCAUUUGCAUGUUGUGGUCACUUUAACAAUCUUUUGAAUUGCUUGCAGCGAUUUAUUUUUCUUAGUUUUUGUAUAUCGUUUUGAUUUUGUUGAGCUCCUACUCGCAGAUACUCAAACGCAUCUCCUUAAAUGUAAUCUUAAAGUCCGUCGUCGCUCUGAACCUGAAGCACAAAGACAAACUGGACCUCCAAGAUGACGUCGUGGCAAAGAAAUCCAGUAAAGAUAAAGCCGCCUUAAUGUCGACUGCUGGCUCCAGCGGGGAAGAUGUUGAGACAGAGACCUCCAAGAUGACAUCUUCUUCCUCUACUUCUUUGAAGUCUACAAAAUCCACCAGGAAGAAAAGAACAAAAACAGCAGGCGACGGCGAUGACGACGAGGAGGACGACGAUGCUGCGGAGGCAGCAGACGCAGACGCGGAGGAGACCACUGAAGGAGAAGAUAACGAGGACCACGCUGCGUCGGACGAGGACGUCGAGGCGGAAGAAUGCGUGUGCGUGAACGAGGGCACCGUGCUGAUGAACGAGCCCGAUAAGUUUACCGCACCAAAACCGGACGCGGAAGGCCAGGCCUGGCUCAACAACACAACGGGCUAUCCUGAGGAAAAACUACGUCUCCAACUUGGCGGCCUUGCUACACAAAUUUGAAUCAACACACUUUAGCUAGUGUUUGCUCGCAUGUUGACAAGUUUAUUCGUGUCCCUGUAGGCUAGUUCUGUUUGAGGUAGUCCUUGCGCAGACGCAUCACAAAUCGAGUACAUGAUCCUGGUGCCAGCGUCAUAAAUUUCCAAAUAGCUGCAUAUUGGCAAAUUAUGGAGGACCUGAUUGAGCUGCGCGUGAGAAAGACAAACAUUUUGGACCGCGUGCUACUUUGCAUGACAAGGAGGUCUUCCGGGCAGCUGGGGACGUUUUUACAAAUGAUACGGACGAGAGCGCACCGUCUGCGUAUGUGGAUACACCGUACGGGCAAAACUACACAAAAGUGUACGGCUAACCAAGAAAAAAAUCGUGUUUGCUGCAGCUGCUACCAUACAGGACAGUCGUGACGCCUGCCAUUUUAAGUAGAUACCACCGAUAGCAUCUUUUACUUUUUGUUUUAGGGUUUUCAUUGAGCCUGGCUAUUGGCAUUGCAGCUAUAAAUCUUCCAUGACAAGUUUUCAUCCCUGUCCUCCAAGCCAAUUUUGUCAAGGUCAUACCAUGUCAGUAUCUUGACUCUUUCAACGAAGAAAGUAUACACUAACACACCUUUUUUUCUUGUACAACGACGGGCCGGUCGACUACGGAGAAUACUGCCGAGCCUGGGAAGACGAGUGCACCGGUGGGAAGGCGGGGUUGAGUACCUCCUGCAAAGUCACCAACGCGGACACAGAGUGCCCAAGCGGGACAAGCUACGACGAGGACAAAGACGACAAACCAGACUGGUGUGCCGCCAAAUGGUGCUACGUGAAGACAAAGUCGGCAAAGAACGGAGAGAUCGCUAGCUACACGAAGUUACCUAAUAGCAAGUUGGAUUGAUCUCGGUGUGAAAGUGAAAAGAACUUGUCGUGGUGCUGCAUUGCGAAGAAAACGAGCAUUGGACAGCAUUUUACCAACAACAAGUGUGCGAUCCAGGAGGUAUGAUCACAAGUUUCAUUUGGGACCACGCGUUCAUCUCCACCUGUGCAGCGCGCUACAUGGUUGCACGACUACAUGGUUGCACGACAAACAAGGAAAGUGCGCGUCUUGUGAGUCAUGUUGGUAUUCUACUUGCACAGGUUCUACUUCAUCUGCAGGUCUAGAAGAUAAACCCUGUGCAUGCGCGUUUCUCUUUUCCAGACCCAGAUCGAUGUUUCCAUUUGGUAAAGACUCGCCGGACACCACGAGAACGGACCGAAGUGCAGCAACAUCGACGACGUGGCGCGAUCCUCCUACGGAAACCUCAACGUGUGGUACAGCUACAACUACUGCGCAACGACCGCAACCAAGACGAACACAGUUGUCACCGUCCUGGACAAGAGCAAGUAAAAUCUUGGAGACCUUCGACGCCGUCGCAAGAAAGGGCCUGCACUUCUACCACGAGGAGCCAGCAAUUGCAUUUCUGGGGGUGGAGUGCAAAGCAGACCGGACGGUGUUCGACGUUCCGCGGCACACGGAGGCGGAACUGGUCGUGCAAGCAGGAGGACUAAAACGAGUCAUAUAAAAAUCAAUUUUGUGGUGGUAAAGUUGUAUAUAAUACCAAAGAAAAACCUGAUCCUGAACGUGACGAAAAUAGUAGCUCUUUGAGGUUGUAUCCUAUGGAAAAGUAAGCUGGUAUCUUGUGGGAAUGUUGGUAUAAGUACCGUGUAAGAUUGAUGUCGGCAGAUAACAAACUUUUACUUUAGUGGAAGUAAAAGUUUUUUCUUUUUACGUCUUUCCUUUGCCUUUGCCAAGCAGGGGCAUGCAAACUACUUGCGAAAGAACGCUUCACAGCUUUUUUAUGGUCUUCACAGACGGGUGAAAAAACGAAAGACAAAGAUCGCGGUUUUUCUUCCUAGAGAAUAAAGCCUCAAACUCAAACUGGUGCAGAUGAUCGACGUUGAUGGAAAUAUGGGAUUAAGUAAGGAUUUUUGAUUGCUUUAGACAGUUUAUGAUAUAUUACAACUACAAAUCGAACAAGACUAAAGUGAAAGUAA
Molecule: messenger RNA, 2820 nt
Organism: Amoebophrya sp. A120
Lineage: Eukaryota; Dinophyceae; Syndiniales; Amoebophryaceae
Source: the annotation of a GenBank genome assembly